Messenger RNA from Spirodela intermedia, 4702 nucleotides. Lineage: Eukaryota; Viridiplantae; Streptophyta; Magnoliopsida; Alismatales; Araceae. The record is from the annotation of a GenBank genome assembly.
AUGGCGCUGCUGAGCCCGCGGUUGCAGCAGUCGCCGCUGUACGGCAGCUGCCGCUGCGACUGCAACUCGUACGUCUCCGGCCGCGUCGCCAGGGCGAGGAGACAGAGCAAAAGAUGGUGCUCGGCGAUUGCGGUUGACUCCUCCCCGGCCUUGUCGAGCGUGUCCGGAAUCAGAUGGGGUUCAAGCAAAUUGCAAGGUCUGCGGACUGAGAUGGAGGACGAUGUGGUCAUCCGAUCGGAAGGGUUCGGCGGGUUCACCUUCGCCGCUGUCUUUGAUGGGCAUGCCGGUUUUUCUUCAGUGGAGUUUAUCAGGUGAGCUCAUCGUUUUUGUCUCCCUGUUCUUCGUAUUUCCAGACUCAGCCGAGUCAAACGUCCGUGGUUCCGAUGGACCUCUAUGCAAGAGAAGCAGUGCUAGCAAAUCGUUGAAACGAUAUCUUAAUUAUUCACUGGUCUCGUACAAUUGCGUAAGAGCUACUUGUCCUUACACACUGAGCGGAAUUCUAGCAAGGAAAUUCGUUUGCCCACUCUUUUAACGAUUGUGCAUAACCACGGGAAAUUAUUUAUAACUCUUUUGCCUUUCUGAAGUCCAAAAAGACCAAUCAAGGAAAGUUUUGGCUCGUAUUUCCGAACAUUCCUUUGUAAUUUAAGUAUGCGAGUUCCUUUUGUUUCUUUGCUCACCAAGUACUUUCUGUGCCAGAUACCGAAUUCUAUAUCAGCUCUAUUCGACGAGUAUAGGCGUCUCCUAAGAACAUAUCGAAAUGUAUUAGGUUGCUGAGCAACUCAGUUAGUCAGUUAAGGCCUAAUUUAAUAAAAUUUUGUCCAAUCUUUUGGAAGGGUUGAAAAGAUUAGUGGUAAAUAUCCUUGAAGAAUGCCACACAAAGAAGCUUACUUUGAAUUGCAACCUGGCGCGUGGCCACAGAUGGAGAUGAGAUGGUUGCCAUAUCAUUGGUAAUUUCCUUGUGAGGGAAGAGAAUGUGUGUACAAGAGUAGAAGCAGAAACCCACAAGGUGAAGGGUGGUGCGAUGGUCAUUUUUCAAUGACUGCCUUUCAGAGGCUAGAAUUGGCGUCAAUUUUGUUUCCUUACCCUUUUUCUUAAAAUUCUUUGAUAUGGGUUACAAGUUCUAAACUGGGCUCAGGUCCUGGCAUAAGCUGUGCCAAUGAGAAUGGGGACGAUUCUUUAUCGAUAAGACAUAAAUAGUGCUCUCGUAGGUGUGAUAACCAUAAAGUGAGACCAGCACAUUUGAUGGGGGAAACUGGGAGGUGUAGACUUCAGGGUUAUCUGUUUUAGGGUGCAUCUUGAAGCUGAAUUUUAUGUUUUUUGAUACAUGGCGUGCCAUAUAGACAAAGUCUCAGUAUGGUCUUUUUAAGCCCUCUUUUCACAGGAUCAAGCUUGAUAAUGUGUGUUCAUAGGUCUGCCUGCACUGAUAUUUGGCUGAUCUUAAUUUUUAUUAAAUCAAUGGUUAGUAUGAAGCAUUUGCUGCUUCACUUGUUUGUGCGAUUUCAUUCUGUUGUUGUUCUCAGGGAUGAUUUGUACAAGGAGUGUGUCACAGCUUUGAAAGGUGGAUUGGUUCUAGCUGACAGAAACUUGAAUGCCAUUAGAGAUACACUAUGUGAAGCCUUUCAGUCUGUCGAUGCAAAACUUUUAAGCAGGUGAGUCUGAAAUUUCUUUUGGGUGCGUUUCCUACGAUGGGAAUUUAUCAUCAUGAGGCAUUUGAUUGAAGCUUUAACUAAGCUUAUAUGUCCCAUGAUCUUCUAGAGGACUCAUUUUUUAGCUUUGCCUUUGAAGGCUUAGUGAAACAGGAACUGAAGAUGAUUCAGGAUCGACCGCUACGGUUAUCUUUGUCAGAAGUGAUGUAAUGUUCAUUUCACACAUUGGUGACUCUUGCGUGGUAUCACUCUAUUCUUGUCAACCAUGAGUCAUUCACAGUUAUGGUGUGCAAAUGUAUAAAACCCCUAAUAUAUAAAUUUCUGUGGACUAAUUAUUCUUCAUGGUGUGCAAAAAUAAAUUAUGGUGUAGGCAAUUUCGCGCUCUGGAAAAGCAGAAGUACUAACUAAUCCUCAUCGACCUUAUGGAAGCAAUAGGAUGUCUCUUGAAGAGAUCAAGCGAAUCAGAGCAGCAGGUGGAUGGGUAUGUUUUUUGUUCUGUUUCUUCUUCCAUUUAAUGCACGCUUUUUUACUGGUGUUCGGGAUAUUUUUCUUGUUUUCUCUUACAAUGCUUCAGAACUGCCACAUUUUGAAGUUGCUGUUUUGCGGCUUGGCAAUUUUUAGAAGACUACUGGUCCGUAAUGAAAAUAUUUGAACUACAGAAAUUAUUUCUUCUGUGCAUACUUUUUGUGUGUUGUAGUUGACUUCCGGGAUGAAGUAAAGUCUUUGUGAUGUUAAAGAAAAUGAGAUAAAAAUAAGUUGAGUAGGAUCUUAGAAACUCAGAUAGCUUAUGUGUACAAAAUAUGUCAUCAAUAGUGGAUAUCUACUGGGGCAUCAUGCUCUCGUCCUUCUCUAUUGUGAGGUUCAAAGUUCCAUCUAAAUUACCAAUCUAAUAUUUUUCUCGCGAACACCAUGCUUAUUCAAUGUGUUUUUCUUUUCCCUUGGGCAUUCAUUCUGCGACCAUAAUAGAUGAAUCUGCAUUUUGAAGAUACGUCAUCCAUGAAAUUUUCUUACACUUAUGUGUUUAAUUUGUUUUUAUGAAGAAAUAUCGGACGUCUGAUGUCAAAUUUAUAUUUCUGCAGAUUGUUGAUGGUCGAAUUUGUGGGGACAUAUCUGUAUCUCGGGCUUUUGGGGACAUAAGAUUCAAGACGAAGAAGAAUGAGUUAGUCCAUUGUACUCUUCUAUUUUCUCCUUCAAUAACUCAUAAACGUAAUUAAUUUUAAUUGAGGGGAAUUUUAAUAGUCUUCAGUUGCUUUCCUUUUUAUUUAGGAUGCUAGAAAAGGGAGUCCUGGAAGGUCGAUGGAACCAGAAGUUUAUCUCUCGGUAUAGUCUGAUUGACAAUUCAUCUACCCAGAGAUAAUUUUUUUCAUCGGUCUUCAUCUGUGCAUAUGCCACCAGAAUCCUGUUCUUACUUAAAAUAAUGGGAACAUCGUCACAUUAAUAUCUGCUUCUGAAGAUAUCUGCCUAUACAUUUUCUUAUCGAUAUAUAUCAUUCUACCUUAUGUACUUCAAAAAGCGGAUCCCUGCUGUCUCCAGUAGCAACUUUUACAAGCAUGGUUUAUCCUCACAACUGAAAUACCAUUGUGCACUAUAUUUAUUUUUUUAUGGCAUGAAAAAUCAUACUUUAUCUGCUAUUUAUAGAUAUUUAUUAUGCUGUAUUCACUUGAUAGGUGGUUUUCUUUCUAAAAUUGUACGUCACAUGGAGUGUGAUGACUCUCGGAUUAGGUACAGCUCUAAGCAAAGAUAUCAGCUCGUCCAUAGAGCAGUAGCAAGAUCUCAGGCCUUUUCGUGGUGUGAAAUUCUCACAUUUGUGAAUCAAGUCAGUCCAAUUCAGAUAUUUUAUGAUACCUGGAUUCUGUGGGUAACAUACUACUCAAAUCCGUGCGGGUGAAAACGCAGUGGACAGAGUAUAUUUACGUCACUCUAGACAUGAAUAUAGAAAAAAGGAAAUAUCUGCAUGUGGAAUGCUUAUCGAUGGGUAAUCCCCUACUUUUGAUGCAGAGGUGUUGUUUCAGAUGAAAUGAUAGAAGCUUUUGGGGCAUUGAGGAAUUGCACUAGAAUUAGUUGCCUCUAAAGCUCUGGGCAGUAAACUAGCACAUAAAUCAUAUCUAGCCAUAAAAUUCUUUCUUAUUCUAGCGGCAAUCUUCAAAGUUCCGAGUUAUUUUCAAUCACUCCACACAUUUUGUUUCCAUUGUUGUCUACGUGAGUUGUUCUUGGUGAUCACUCUGCUAUAGCCAUUGAAUUUUGCGUUCCUUUGUGUUGCCUUCUGGCUGACAAUUCUCUUCUGUUCUGCUAGAGUACAAUUCAAGGGAGACUUGGUGACUGCUGUGCCAGACAUAUACGAGAUGGACCUUGGACCCGAUGUCGAAUUUAUAUUGCUAGCAUCAGAUGGUCUGUGGGAUUACAUGAAGAGGUCUGCCGAGAUGUGUUUCUUCAUUGCCUUCAUUAAGAAAUAUAAACGAAGAAAGAUAGACACACACACGCAUUUAGAGAUGAUUGGCAUCUGAUAUCUCCUAUAUCUUGGUGGAUUCUACAGCUAUGAAGCAGUAACCUUCGUUCGAAAUCAACUGCGUCAACAUGGUGAUGUGCAGGUAUCGUCCUCAAUUUUUUUUCCUCAUGUGGGUCCAUAUCAUAAACCCAUGACGAACAAGCUAAAGAGUCCUCUCUUUUCUAUUCCAGAUGGCUUGUGAAGAGCUUGCCCGCGUUGCAUUGGUACUUCAUAUGAUGAUCUCUCAGUGUUAGUACCAUCCUACGAGAUAUUGGAACGGUGGCUAACAUCCAGAUUCCCACUCUUUUCAGGACCAGAAGUCAGAAGACAACAUAAGCAUCGUGAUAGCCGACUUGGGGUACCCAUAUCUUUACAUAAUCAUCCUUGUAACUAAGAGUAAGAUGCAAUCAAUCAUCUUCAGGCCAUGAUUUGUGUCGAUCUUGGCAGGAGGACAGACUGGAAGAAGCUGCCGGUGCAAGGACCGAAUUACCUCUUCGAAGUCAGCCAGGCUUUCGCGACGGUGGCUUUCGUCUCCCUCGGGAUCUGGAUAUCAUCUCUCCUUUCACUGUGA